Euleptes europaea (tarantolino) is the source of this 1465-nucleotide messenger RNA. RefSeq names its product WW domain binding protein 1 like (gene WBP1L). The record is from RefSeq and is a predicted model, not a curated record. Lineage: Eukaryota; Metazoa; Chordata; Lepidosauria; Squamata; Sphaerodactylidae. The transcript is spliced from 4 exons. The coding region runs from base 180 to 1196 and encodes 338 amino acids.
GGCAGAGUGAGCGCAUACUGUGUCCUGGGACCCUGUUUACUUAACAUUCCCAGCCAAGGAAGCCCUGGUUUAAAUAGGAUUGCGGAUGCAGCCUGCCCAUAUCAGAUGAGGAAAUUAUGAUUGUGAGAUUUUAGAAAUUCCUUUGUUUAAAGCCUUAGUGUGGAUUAUGAGAAUGCAGAAUGCCUUUCCUUUUGGGCCUGCGGCAGGGCAAAGAAACCUGCUUAGGAAUCAACAAUCAAAGUUAUAUCUGUGAAACAGGCCAUUGCUGUGGACAGUCUCAGUGCUGCAAUUAUUAUUAUGAGCUCUGGUGGUUCUGGCUAGUGUGGACAAUCAUCAUUAUACUGAGUUGCUGUUGUGUCUGCCAUCACCGACGCGCCAAACAUAGACUCCAAGCACAACAGAGGCAGCAUGAAAUUAACCUGAUUGCCUAUCGCGAAGCUCAUAACUACUCCACUCUACCAUUUUAUUUCCGAUUCUUGCCAAAUUAUUUACUACCUCCCUAUGAGGAAGUGGUGAACCGACCUCCGACCCCUCCCCCACCAUAUAGUGCCUUACAUCAGCAAUGCAUCCCGCCUGGCAGUGCAGCACCAGACAUGAGAAACCUCCAGCCAGCCCCGACAGGCUCUCUGGCUGCAGCAGGAAGCAAUAAUGGAAGCCCGGACAGCCCGGCGUCCUCCAGCAUUAGGGGUCUGGAAUCCUCUACUCCGCUAGUUGAGCCAUCGCCCACCAAAGAGACAAGUGGUGAGCCAAGCGGCGCAGGAUUAGGAGAGAUGGCCGACCGCAUGUCCUGUUCUGAUAAGGAGCCGGAGUGCAAGGAGGAACUGCUUAAGGAUUACAACUCUGAAAGCUUAGACCAGAACAGCGCCUUCCCUGAUGCAAAGGACAAGACACCUGGCAGGCACCGACGGUUCACGGGUGACUCAGGCAUUGAAAUCUGCAUCUGUAACCAGGACCUCCAUGAUGGUGAUCUCAAGGAGUUGGAUGGGUUCCUUGACGAUGGGCCCAUGGACUUCUGCGAUAGCUGCAGUGGCCCCCCUCUGCAUGGAGAUGAGGAAGAUGGGCUUUUCAGUACCUCUGAUGAGCAGCACCGAGACCAUGGCCACCACCACCUUCCACGGCAGCCUGUGUGUGUGCUUCUGAACACCAUAAACGAGCAGGACUCCCCAAACUCUCAUGCCAACACGUCCCCCAGCUAAACCAACAGAAUCAGAAGGGAGGAUAUACAAAAGGAUAAACAUGUACUUCAACCAAAAACAAGGCGGUUCUUAAGACGUUAACUGUGGGAAUAACCCUGAGUGGAUGGAAGGAGGGCAGAAGUUUCUGGGCCUUCUUUUUUAAAUUGCCUCCCCUCUCUUCCAUCUUACUCUAGGGACUUAUAAGUGAGAACUUUUUUUAAUAAAAAGAAAAAGGGAAAAAAGAAACUUUUCCUAUUGUUGAUUUUGGUGACGGUUUAUUUGGUUGGCUG